GGACUGAAUGUUUUCACCAUCCGUUUACGCUGCUGCCCUCUGGAAGACUGUGCCACGAAAUGCCGCACCUCCAGACUGAAGAACAGUUUUUACCCCACAGCCAUGCACAAACUGAGCUCCCCUUUUCUUAUCCCUCAAGCCAAGGUGAAGGUUUCCCUUCUCUUGCUGUGAUUUGCGCGCCCAUCUCUUGACUGCGACGUUUCCUACAGCCGUGAACGCAGCACGGCUCUGUUCACUCCUGCCAUAUGAUUCCUGCAGUGUCCCGCUGUAGGACAGUCUGUGUGAACUCGGGAGGGGAAGAGCUGCGCUGUUAAAACUCCCAGGAUUUACACUCUGCCAUUUUGAGGAAAACCGGCCGACAUCAACAGUACAGACGCGUCCAUUAAACAGAAGUCAUGACCUGUAUAAGUGUACUACCGCUGUGAAUUUAGGAGAAGGCCUCAGGGGGACAGUUAACCCAACAAAGGAGGAAUUGUUGAUUGGAACCGGUCAUCACUGCUCUACAGCCAUGUGUUCCACAAAUCACUCAAACUGGGUCACAUUUGAAGAUGACAACACACCACCUUCAUCAGCUCAAAAGCCCCUACAGUCACCAGGGCUUAUCAAAGCAUCAGUACCGCGUCCCAAUGGUCUGAAAUUAGUUCUUCCUCCGAUCAGAGAUACUUCCUGGAGCUUCAAUAGAUCUCUGGAAGCCCCUCAAAGCCACGCGAGUCCUGGUGGAAGUUCCUGUGUACCAUGUAACACGCCCUUUUGCACUCCUGUGAGUGGGGUUCCUAGCAGUGCAUCCCCAUUUCACUUCAACACGUUGGAAAAUAACUUCUUCCGGAGUUUCUCCAGCACGUCUACCACCUCUAUUCCCUCUCCUGCACCAGACGCCCUGCAUCAAACCUCAGAUAGACCAAGCCCUUUCCCUUCUUUCCAGGGGAACUCAGGACACUAUAACCCCUUCUGGGAUGGAUCUAGACACAGCGCAGAUGUGGACAGCUCCUCCUCAGACUCAGAAUCUGACAACAGCCUACCGCGUUUCUUUAUUCGGACCAAAGACGGCAGCGAGCCUCCGCGUGACCACCUCCAGAGCUCCUUCUUCGACGUUUGCCAGAAACUGGAAGGCCUACGAGCAGAAACGAAGCAUGAAACGGAGACAGAAAAAGACAAGGAGAGGCGGCUAAGUUGCAAAAGUGAGGUGUUAAGUGAGGGUCCAUUACAGUUCGUUCCUCGGGGUCUGUUUCGUAGCCAGAAAAGAGACGGCUGGUCUGUCAUGCUCAGGAUUCCUGAAAAAAAGAACCGCAUGUCCUCGAGACAGUGGGGUCCGAUCUACCUCCGCUUGUUGCCCGGAGGUGUGCUACAGAUGUACUAUGAGAAAGGGCUGGAGAAGCCUUACAAGGAGUUCCAGCUUCUCCCUCAGUGCAGGCUCUCGGAUCUUAAACUGGAAAGCUACGGCGAGCCGCGCAAAGUCCUCUCUGUGAAGGUGGAACAUUUCUCGUACACGGAAAAGAAACGCUACCAUCCCAAGCUGGAAGUUAGUCAUGAGGCGGAGGCAGAAGAGCUGCUCAAGUUUGGCUCCACAGUGCACGACGACAUGGAGGACCUGGUAGUCUCCAUGGAAGAGGAAAUCUUCAAACUGUGUAUACACCACCAGCAGAGGCGGCACUACGAGGAGCAGGAGCUGUCCUUGCAGAUCACUGAUCACAUCUGGGUUCAACUGGAUAAGUUUGGAGAAGUCAUGGAGCGGACAGCCUUCACCCAGAUUCACUGUCUGGCUUUCCUGAACGGACUAGGGGAUUGUUUUCUUGCCCUUAACGAUCUGGGACUGCUGCGCUUUGACUCCAGCUACGGGUCUGAGGAGGACGGUGAACUCUGGAUGGAGAUCGCAGACUGCCAUUUUCACAAAUGUGUGAAUGAGACGGAGUUUCAGAGGUCCCGGCUGAUAAAGUUCUCACCUCCUGAGGCCUGCAGGGUGGAGUUGAUGCGGUAUAAGACGGAGAUUCUGGGUUGCACAGAAAUUCCCUUUUCCAUCAAAGCUGUCGUCACAGUUCAAGGUGCCUAUGUAGAGCUCCAGGCCUUUCUAAACAUGUCAGCCACCUUCCUUUCCUCAGUGGGGGCGUCUGACAUGAACCCACUGUGUGAGAAUGUAGUGAUCCGUGUGCCAGUGCCAGGCGACUGGAUCAAAGUGACACAGACAGUGGCCUUGCUGCGACAGAGAUCACUGAAGGCCCGUAUGAACAGAAACACUUGCUUGGGCGCUGUCAGCACUGCAAAUUCACAGCCUGUCAUGCAGGUGACAAUCGGCACCGUCAAGUAUGAGAAUGUAUAUUCAGCUGUCGUGUGGAGGAUCGACCGACUGCCUGCGAAGAAUACGGCAGUGGAUCAUCCCCAUUCAUUUUCCUGCAAGCUAGAGCUGGGAUCUGAUCAGGAGAUCCCAAGUGACUGGUACCCUUUUGUCACGAUGGAAUGUGAAAUUAUGGGCGCCGUCGUGUCACAGACCAGAGUGAAGUCAUUGGGCACUGCGAACGACAUCCAGCCGCAGAAACAUGUGACCAGUUGGACACGCUAUCAUUGUCAGGCCAAACUCUACUUGUCCAUAAUCUAUGAUGUGAUAGAGAGUAUAAGGGAGCUCUUCUUGGAUGAAGGGCUGGAAGACCGCGUCCUGGACGAUUUAAAACACCUUUGGGAGUCAAAGAUGAUGCAGUCAAAAGCAAUGGAAGACUUAAGGAAAAAUACUAUCAACUCAUCCAACUUUGUACUGCAGCUCCCCGCCAACUACACUCAGACUGAUCAGGAACUCGGAGCCUCAGUUGUGAUCCCUGCAAGUCACAGUAUCCACAGUUUCCCAAUGAAGAACAACUCUGAGACACUUGCUACUUUUUCUCUCCCUGCUGGGUUAACUUACCCUGUGCAGAUACCAGCUGGAGUCACUCUACAAACAGCUUCUGGUCAACUUUACAAGGUGAACGUUCCUGUUGUGGUUACUCAGGCCCCAGCAGGUCAGCCGCCUGAAUCCAAAACCACACACAAAGUCACUGAGCGGAGAGAAGCUGCUGCCCCUCAGUCAGCUGCAAUCCCACCAAAUGCCACUCAUCCUCAGGAGGCAGAGCCACCCUCUGUUCCGGCUACUGCUGUCACACAGCCUCCACAUCCAAAGCCCACUUUACCCCCCGGUCAGGAGAGCAGCCUCCCCCAGCAGCCACCAGUUCCUGCUGUUGAGCCCUCGCAGCGUCAGGGGGCCCACUCUCCAGAGCCAGAGGUCACACUGGAAGAAAACGAGCCAAGUCCACAACCCGAACCCGUGAGCCUCAGGAUGACCGCCUCACCCUGCAGCCAGAUGUUAGACUUCCAGAUCUGCACCGAGGAGGUUUUGACGCACACGGCACAGCUAAAAAACAGAGACAUUGAUGACAUCUUGAAAGAAGUGAUUGAGGAGGAGAGAGAGAAGGCAGAAAGGGCGAGGAAUCGAAUGCCUGCAAAGACUGACAAUCAAUCUGAGGCUGUUCUUGGGCUGGACCUAGACUACAACUACAGCGAACUGUCCGACAUCGUUCAGCUGGAUGGUCCUGCAGGCAACUCUGACAUUGAGGAGGAAGAGGAAGUUCCUCUGGAAGAGAACGACUUUCUGGGCAUAAUCAACGCCGAGGCCGUAAAGGCUCUGCAGGAAGGAGAUGGAAGCAGCGACGGCAACAGCAUCUCCUCCACCAGCGACAGCGAGGGAGCAGAUGAACUCGCUAAUGUAGAGGAAGAGGAUCCUUUGAACUCAGGUGAUGAUGUCAUUGAGCAGGACAUCCCAGAUCUCUUUGACACUGACAAUGUAAUCGUUUGCCAGUAUGACAAAAUUCACCGCAGCAAGAACCGCUGGAAGUUUCACUUGAAAGAUGGAGUGAUGUGUUAUGGAGGCAGGGACUAUGUGUUCUCUAAAGCUGUUGGGGAAGCGGAGUGGUGAUGAGCUUUAGUUCUCCAUACAUCAGAUUAUCAUGUUGAAAGAGGGGAAACUGAUUUAAAAGGGAAAAAUAAUCAGUGAAAUUGGACCUCUUGGUGGUGUAAUUUGGCUCAUGGAGCAGGCAGUUAAAACACCU
Perca fluviatilis (European perch) is the source of this 4067-nucleotide messenger RNA. Its product is annotated as stonin-1. Lineage: Eukaryota; Metazoa; Chordata; Actinopteri; Perciformes; Percidae. The transcript has 11 exons. Bases 509 to 3934 code for a protein of 1141 amino acids. The record is from RefSeq and is a predicted model, not a curated record. Gene Ontology annotation, biological process: clathrin-dependent endocytosis; synaptic vesicle endocytosis; transcription initiation at RNA polymerase II promoter. Gene Ontology annotation, cellular component: transcription factor TFIIA complex; synaptic vesicle; AP-2 adaptor complex. Gene Ontology annotation, molecular function: clathrin-cargo adaptor activity.